Molecule: messenger RNA, 1971 nt
Organism: Mycena citricolor
Lineage: Eukaryota; Fungi; Basidiomycota; Agaricomycetes; Agaricales; Mycenaceae
Source: the annotation of a GenBank genome assembly
AUGUCCGUCAAUUCGGAGAUUAAUAUUGAUGACUUCCCAUGCAAAUGGGGCUCGUUCUCGGAUAUUGUCAUCCUCGUGAUCGAAGCUCCCCCUGGAACCGAGGCGGCAACUCUGGAUGUUGACGCCGACUAUCGGCGUUGUCCCAUUCACCCGACGCAGCAACCACACUUUGUUGUCAAGUGGAAUGGGGUCUUCUACAUCGAUCAUGUGUGUCCAUUUGGAUUCACGAGCUCCGGGGGCAUUUUUGGCCGAGUUGCAGAUGCGAUGGCAGCAAUUUACCGCGCAAAAGGGAUUGGCCCACUCAAGAAGUGGGUUGAUGAUUUUGUUUUCUUUUGUUUUCCUUUGCAUGGCAGCCCGUCACCAAACCCAUAUAGCCUCUCGGAUAUUUAUGACGUGGCAAAGGACCUGGGUUGGCUGUGGAAGCAAUCCAAGACACACGACUUCGCCUCGGAGUUCAUAUAUUUGGGCUUCCAUUGGAACAUCACUGACAAAUUGGUAUCUAUUCCAGACGGGAAGAAGUCAAAAUACAUCGCUAGACUGUUGUUGUGGACCCCCGAUGCAUCGUUCACUGUCAAGGAAGCCAAAUCACUGCUCGGAACACUGGUCCAUUGCUCUUUGGCACUGCCUGAAGGAAAGUCACGACUACCUGCAAUAUCGAAAUUUGCGGCAUCCUUCGCUCACACUCGAUCACCCUUCUCACGCCGAAAGCCAAACGCGACGGUCUUGGAUGACGUAUCCUGGGGUUCUUGGCGCCUUGUCAAGCGGAAAAUCUCGGAGUAUGGAACAGAACCGGGUGCUGCGCAGAAUCGUAGCUUUAUUACGGACGUCCUCGAUUUGGAUCUCGUGCACCCCCUGUGUGACUUAGCAGUAUUCACUCUUGCUUCUUUCUGCACUGGGAGGACGAUGCCAAUGCACGAGACUGGAAACAAUGGCAACAAUGGCAGCGACACAAGGCCAAGGAUCUUCCAGCAGUUUUACAGUCACAGCCCCUUGCCAGCAAACGCAGCUUCCCUGGGCCUAUCUCAGCGCACAAUGGAGAUGAUAUCGACCACAUUGCAAUCUGGAUGGGCCAGAAAUACUCUCAGCAAUAUGGGUGGGAUAGUGGACUCCUUCCUGCGCUACUGUGACAGCAAAGGCGUACCGACUCAAUUCAGGCUGCCAGCAGACGAGAUGAUACUCUGCGCUUAUGUUGCGUCAAAUGCCGGAAAAUUGGCCGGAACAACAAUCAGAAAUCACAUCUCUGCGCUGAAAGUGUGGCACGUUGCGCAGGGAGCCGAUUGGAACGGAAAGGCACGGCUGCAUUACGUUCUGGCUGGCGCAGAGCGGAUGGAACCCAAUUUGGCCAAGAAACCCCCGAGACCUCCGAUCAAUCGUGAUAUGUUAUCCCGCCUGCAUGAGGGCCUGGACUUCUCGGACCCACGCAAUGUUGCAGUGUACGCUACCACAUGUACUGUGUUCUGGGGCCAAUGCCGUCUCAGCGAAAUUUUACCGCUUUCGACGAGCUCAAAGGCAUCAGCAUUCACCCCUAAACGAUUGCAUUUCGUCCCAAGGUCCGGUGCCUCACGUACGAGCCAUUUCAGAAUACCCCAAACGAAAACGAGUAUCCAAGGCGAUACAAUUCACCUGCCACGUCAGUCUGCGCCACUGGACCCUGUCACCGCAAUAGAAAUGCAUUUUAUUGCAAGUCGACUGGACUCCAACACCCUGCUCUUCAAUUUCUCAAAAGGGGGAAAGGAUGCGACACUGACAAAGUCUGCAAUCCUCAAACGAUGCAACGAAAUAUGGUCGGCAAACGGCUAUCCGCGGACAACCGGUCACAGCUUCAGGAUUGGCGGCACUACGGAAUUGCUUUUAGCCGGAAUCCACCCCGAUGUUGUCCGCACAAUGGGCCAAUGGUUGUCUGACUCCUUCCUACGUUAUUGGAGGUCCCUGGAAAAUCUAAUACCAAAACACGCCGAAUUUUUAUCUUAA